AUGUCGCGCGACGCACGACCAGGUGACUUUUUCUUCUGUAUCCCUAUCAUUUUCGGUUGCCCGAACAAGAUCAAGCAGGAGGGUGAUGGCACCCCAUACGUCUGCCCUCGUUGCCACAAUGCCCAGGUUGUGGAGGCAAAGAGCCGUACUUGGUUCGAGCUUUGCUGGAUUCCAUUGAUUCCGUUCUCCUCUAAACACAUUUGGCUCUGUGGUAUUUGUCAAUGGCAAAUGCCGCGUGGUGGUGGUUAUCAACCACAGCCAGCUGGUAUGAUGAAACAGUGA
Malassezia pachydermatis is the source of this 282-nucleotide messenger RNA. RefSeq names its product transcription initiation factor bdp1 subunit. The record is from RefSeq and is a predicted model, not a curated record. The transcript is spliced from 3 exons. The coding region runs from base 1 to 282 and encodes 93 amino acids. NCBI's taxonomy places the organism in Eukaryota, Fungi, Basidiomycota, Malasseziomycetes, Malasseziales, Malasseziaceae.